Molecule: messenger RNA, 3105 nt
Organism: Cannabis sativa
Lineage: Eukaryota; Viridiplantae; Streptophyta; Magnoliopsida; Rosales; Cannabaceae
Product: ETHYLENE INSENSITIVE 3-like 1 protein
Exons: 2
Coding region: 791-2653 (620 amino acids)
Cellular component (GO): nucleus
Molecular function (GO): DNA-binding transcription factor activity; DNA binding
Source: RefSeq, a predicted model, not a curated record
CUAUUUUUUCUAAACAAACUUACAUGCAUGCAUGAUAAUUGAUAAGGUAAAAGUAAACUUUCCUCACAGUAUAUAUUUUUAUAAAAAAAAAGAAAAAAAAUCUAUUCAUAUGUUAGAAGAUAUUAUAACUUUUUUUUUUCUUUUUCAAAUCUACAUAUUGUCCUUUACAAUUUAAUUUUCACCCUUUUUUUUUGGUGGGUAAGGCUGACAAGAGCAGUUAAGUAAGUCUUAUGUAAGGAAAGACAUUUGAUAAAUUUCAUGGUUGAAAUGUUUAAAAGUACAAUACACAAGAUCAUCCCUCCCGACACUACUACUACAGUUAUACUAACUAAAAAGUCUUAAAUUUCCAUAUCCAGAAAGCCAACCCUACACCUGACACCCUUAACCCCAGUUAUAAUUAACUUAACCAUGGUUCAAUUCCACUAUUAACUCCACAACAAACCAAAAAAAAUACUUCUGUAGCUUGCCACUCUUGUCUCUCUGAAUUUCUCUCUCUAAAACUUGAGAUUCUCUUCUCUCUCCUCUUCUUUUUAUUUUAUGGUUCUUCAAGAAAAACAUUGGUGAAAAAAAAAAAGAGAUCUUUCAGAGCUCGCACGAGGGUCUUCUUUCAUGGUUUCUGCCAAAAAAUAAUCCCAAACAUCAUUAUCAUCAGGAGAAGAGAUCAUAUAGAAAAUUUUAAGUUGUAUUUUUGGACAAAGUUUAGAAAGUGAUUUGAGUGGAAAAAGUAUAUAGAGCAGGGUUUUGCUGAGCUGAUCUGUAUUGGUGGAUUAAAAGAUUCACUGAGUGUUCGAUGGGAAUUUUCGAAGAAAUGGGUUUCUCUGGUAAUUUUGAAUUUGUUUCAGCUCCUCCACGGGAAGCAGAUGAGGCUUUAGAACAUGAAACAGAACCAGUGGGAGAGGAGGAUUAUAGUGAUGAAGAGAUGGAUGUUGACGAGCUUGAGAGAAGGAUGUGGAGAGAUCGAAUGCUUUUGAGGCGGCUCAAGGAGCAAAAUAAGGGAAAGCAAGGAGUUGACAAUGCAAAGCAGCGUCAGUCCCAAGAGCAAGCAAGGAGGAAGAAAAUGUCAAGAGCACAAGAUGGAAUUUUGAAGUACAUGUUGAAAAUGAUGGAAGUUUGUAAAGCUCAAGGUUUUGUGUAUGGAAUCAUUCCUGAGAAGGGAAAACCAGUUAGUGGUGCUUCAGAUAAUCUCCGUGCUUGGUGGAAGGAAAAAGUAAGGUUUGAUCGCAAUGGCCCAGCUGCAAUUUCUAAGUACCAGGCAGAUCACUCAAUCCCCGGUCAGAACGAGGAAUGCAUUGCUGUUGCAUCCACUCCUCACACCUUGCAGGAGCUCCAAGACACUACUCUUGGCUCACUUCUGUCAGCAUUGAUGCAGCACUGUGAUCCCCCACAGAGGCGUUUCCCACUGGAAAAAGGCAUCGCCCCUCCUUGGUGGCCCGAUGGUAAUGAAGAUUGGUGGCCUCAGUUGGGUCUACCUAAAGACCAGGGGUCUCCUCCAUACAAGAAACCUCAUGAUUUGAAGAAGGCUUGGAAGGUUGGGGUCCUCACAGCUGUGAUCAAGCAUAUGUCUCCUGACAUUGCAAAGAUUCGGAAGCUUGUUCGUCAGUCUAAAUGCUUGCAGGAUAAAAUGACUGCUAAGGAGAGUGCUACUUGGCUGGCCAUUAUAAACCAGGAAGAAUGUGUAGCCCGCAAAAUGUAUCCUGAUAGAUGCCCACCUAUGUCAGGUAGUGGCAAUGGAUCUUUUGUGAUUAGUGACACCAGUGAUUAUGAUGUUGAAGGGGUGAAUUUCGAACCUAAUGUUGAAGUAGAGGAAUGCAAGCCCCGUGAUGUCAGUUUCUUCAAUAUGGGUGCUGUUGCAGGGAGAGAUGCACAUCUGAUGCAACCACCAGUGAUUCCUAAAAUUAAGGGAGAACUGGUAGAAAUGAGCUCGGAUUUUGUUCAAAAGAGGAAGCCUCUGGCUGAAGAGUCACAGUCCCAGAUGAGGGUGGAUCAUAAAAUUUACACAUGCGAAAACCUGCAAUGUCCAUAUCAUAAUUACCGACUUGGAUUCCUUGAUAGGACAUCAAGAAACAAUCACCAAAUGAACUGCCCCUACCGCUCUAAUACUUCUUCACAAGCUUUCGGGAUGUCAAGCUUUCAAAUCAGCAAUGACAAACCAGCAGCAUUUUCCAUGCCUCAGUCCCAACCUAAGCCUCAUCCUCCUCCUGCUGCACCAAUGAACCAAGCAACUCAAUUGAAUGUUUCAGGGCUUGGUCUUCCUGAAGAUGGACAGAAGAUGAUUUCUGAGCUCAUGUCAUUCUAUGACACAAAUAUUUCACCCCCACAGACCAAAAACUUGAACUCCGGAAAUUUUAGUGCUACUGAUAGCCAUAUCCCUUCACAGCAAAAUUACCAGUUUCAAAUGGAGGAUAACUUUUAUAAUCAGGGUGUUAUGGGAAGCAACACAUCUGAGCAAGCCAAUGUAUCAUCUUCUCCCCAUGUUGGUUUUCCAAUGUCAGAAGCUCAGUUCGAUAAUCAGUGCAAGGCAUUUGAUUCUUCAUUUGACAACAAUCCAACUGACAACAUUGUGGACUUGAGAUUCAGCUCUCCUUUUCACUUACCACCGGUGGAGUAUACGGUGGAUCCACUGCCAAAGCAAGACUCGCUCUGGUUCCUCUGAAUGCAGAACUUGAUCUUAGCCUUUCUUGACAUGCCUUCAUAGGCAAGUGGUGUAAAUUGCAUAGGGGAAGCUCAUCGGGAAGUUCGUAUUUUCUUAGCCAUCGUCGUGUUUGGAACUUUCUCGGUUUCUUAGUUUAGUUCUUUGUUCAACCUCUUAGAUAAAUACUAAGUCCUGAACUGGGUUGCUUUACUGCAACUUCAUCUUCUCCAAGAGUGAUAGAUUAUGUAGUCUCUUUUCCAGAAGUACUCAAGUGGGGGCUAAUAAGGGACUGGAAAAGAAAGAACCAGUCCAACAUUGGCCACUGUUGAUUAAAUGUAAGAUUUAACUUUGGCCUGUUUUAAAGUAUUUACAGAUACGUGUCUCUUAUUCAUGCAAUGGUUCUAGAUUUUUAUCUAUGCUGAAAAACUACCUAGUUCUUGUAAAUAUUAUAAAUCUUCAUUCUGGUCUUAAAA